Molecule: messenger RNA, 2231 nt
Organism: Acipenser ruthenus (sterlet)
Lineage: Eukaryota; Metazoa; Chordata; Actinopteri; Acipenseriformes; Acipenseridae
Exons: 8
Coding region: 299-1057 (252 amino acids)
Molecular function (GO): calcium ion binding
Source: RefSeq, a predicted model, not a curated record
GUCCCCCACACACAGUCCUGUAAACCGCACGGCUCCGGGCAACCACAUUAGACAACACCGCUGUAACUAUUUACUCACUCUCUUCUGGGGUAUCGACGCGGUGUGUAUUUGCAUUGCUAAGGACGGGACAACAUACGCUGGUGAUGCUGUACCUGUACACAGACAUAAGGGUCUAGUCGUGCUAAAUGAAGACGCAUCUCAAGAGGAAGGAGCACAGUGACAGCAGGUGGACGGAAGUUGUAAAUGCAGCAAGGCCAACACGGGACAUUGAAAACUAAUUUGCAUCCUGAACUGGACCAUGGUGAAAAAGGAAAUCGGCAGACCAGGCAACAAAAGCAGCCGCAAAGGCAGCGGCCGCAAAUCAGCGAAGGGGAGCAGGAAAGAGAAGAAAGAGAAGAAGGAGAAAAAGGAGAGCGAGCCGCAGCCUGUCAGCCCACUCGUCUACAAUUCCCAGGUGGCGCUGGAGGAGCUGCUGGUAAAGCACCAGAGGAGCCCUGUGGACGAAGGGAUCGGCAGUGUGAGAGCCGAACUCGCAGAGUACCAGGCCAGUAGGACGAAAGGUCAACAGAUCACAGUGAGGAUGGGACUGUCCCGUAAGAUCUGUCGCUUUGUGCUGCCCAUGGACAUGAAGGAGCUGGAAAACCUCACAGCCCUGGAGUAUCUGAGGAGAUACUGCUUCGUGUGCUCCAGGAGGCAAAACUACUACAAUAAGUCUUUCGACAAAUUCGACAGAGACAGGGAUGGUAUCCUCUCACUCAAGGAGAUGGAGCGCGCUCUGAAGGACGUCUACACUGAUGACAUCGCCUCGGAGAAGGUGCAGGAGCUGGCAGAGCUGGUGCGGGCGGUCAGCGAGACGCAGUUCGACCGGCAGCUCUUCGGUGCCAUGUGUGCCCUCUCUGAGCGCCUGUUCUACACCUCCUUCGUAACUGAAGACACUGAGGACGCAGGGAACGGAGAGCGCCAUCGUGUUGAGGAGGCUGAUUUCUGCUCCCUGACGUCCCGGUUCAGAGGCUGCGAUAUCCAGGGUAACAUGAAGAGCCUUCUCAGCAUGCUGUAGACCACAGGAUGUGCCAACACUCGUCUGCUGAACAUUUAUUUGAAAUGUGUUUUCCAACGCUCACAGGAAGUAGUGUGACCGUACAGAACUCCAUGUUCACUGGGACGGUUUGGGCCAGGAUUCUCAACUCACACCCCAGUGCAUUCUGGUAAGUGUAGUCCUGCUUCUCGAUGAAAAGAAACAAACGAAAGGUGAAACGCCCCAGAAUGCAUUGCGAUGUGAGCGGAAGAGCCAAAACUGUCCCAAACUGUCCCGGUGAACAUUGAGUAACCCUAACAGGCAGGCUAAUUUGAAAUAGUCUGCAGCCGCAGUAGAUAACUGUUUGUCCCGGCUCCCCAGGUCAGUAAGACAGUACACGGAUACUCAAAACCGCUCAGUUCCACUGCCACUUGAUAUCGGGGCGUGCCUGCAGAAUGCCAGUAGCCAGCAGCUCCUCAGGGUGUAAAUGUCACCUCUGACGUCACUGUGCCGUACUGAAACAGGUUCCAGUGAAAAAGGCUCUGUUUAAAUACACAGUUGUGCCGUGAGCAACGAAGUGCAAACCAGCCACACCCCAUACCUGCGUGUUUCAAGGAUCACAGAGCUGUCUGAUUGAACAGCGUGCAUGAUCAGGAGUGUGGUUCAAUUCCCGCGAGCCCAGGUACAACUCAAUACAGUUACCCAUAGCAAACUGGGAGGAGUAAAUUCAGUAUAUUAACGUCUGCUGCUUGUCCAUCCCCCGUGGCAAUCAGAUAAUGACAUGAGCCUAAUGAUGCUAAAAAUCAAACGGGGGAAAUGUGACUGGAGAGAGACUGAAAAUAACUACAUUUUUUAUAUGUUUAAUAAGUGAAUAACAUUUUUUUUUAAAAAUUAAUGUUAUAAUCGUUUUAUGGGCCAAGGUGUUUACAAUAUACUUUAUUUAACAUUACAGUACAGGAUCUAAUGUUAGAAUAUUAUGUUAUGUACAGUAUAAACUUUGUCACCUUUUUAAUUAGCGUGUAUCUGCAUACACACAAUCACAGCAAUUUCAUAAGAAAAAACCAUUUAAUAAAGCUUAAUUACAUGUUUAAAUGUAAAUGUGAACCCUUAGGAAUAUUUUUGUAUAAAAGAAAUGCGAAGCCCUAAAGUUGUAGCUAGUUAUUAAUAUAGUGAAUUAUCAGUUUAUCAAAUUACUUUUCACGAAGUAUUUCUAGUG